AUGAAGGAUGAUUUCAAAUCACUAGAAAUUGAGCCCAAAGAAGGGUAUCUGGAUUUCAUUGGCCCAGCAAAGCUACAUUCAACAGCACAGUCCAAAGUUUUAAAAGGACAUGUUCGAUUCACGCUGAUCAGACCCACCAAAAUCCGCACCAUGUCGGUCAAAUUCAAGGGAUUCAGCAACAUUACAUUGAAGCAGCCAUACAACAUCGAAAUGACAUGUCCUUUACUGCCAAAGCUGAAGGUGCCCUUGUUUGGAAAAGCCAAUUUUCCGGCUGGAGAUCAUGUCAUACCAUGGGAGCUGGAUAUACCCAACAUCUAUCCUAGGAGCUUGCUGGCUAAACGAGCUACCAUCCACUACAAAGUCAUUGUGUCCAUUUCCACCGGCAUUGCAAGAACAUUGACUGCAGAAUAUCCAGUCGUGCUAAAGAGACAUUUACUGCCCUACAAGGAGCUCUCUCCAUUGAUUGAAACAAAGCUGUACCAGAGAACGGUGCCUGGAAAAUUCCACUACGAAAUCGAUGCCCCGCAAAUCGUCUGUAUAGAACAAGAGUAUAUACCAAUGGCUAUCAAAUAUGUCAGCAUUGCCAACCAAAAGCCAGUGCAGUCGAUCCGAACUCGCGUUGUUCAGAUUGAGCUCUACAGACGUCAAUCCCUCUCAAAAUCAGAAUCAGACUUGACAACCAGCAACAGAGACUCUCACAUAUUCGAUCUCGACAAGAAAAUUGCUGAUUUCGCACAAUACAAAGAUACCCACAUAAAAUACAUAAAAAGAACAAUACCUGCUCUCAUUCACCUGCCGGAUGCAUCCACCUCAGCCUGGAAAAGACCUUGUUUGAUCCGACACAACCUACAUCCCUAUCUCAGCUACACAUUGGAUUCGCCUCUUGUGUCCAUCUACCACCAAAUUGAGAUUACCUUCCAAUUCGGCAUGAAGUAUGAAGAAAUCAAGACAAAGCUGCCUAUCAUUAUUGCAUCUAUACCACGAAAAGAUCCCACACAGACCCAGUUAGUAGACCAAAAGAGCAGUAAUCUGAUGAUGAAGUAUGCGUUUGAAGAGACGGCCAGAUCCGAAUUUCUACGCUACGAGCCGGAACUCAGGAAGUCAGCCAACCACAUCACAGACGAUGAUCACAGCAACCUCAAUGACGAUAGCUUUAGUGUCCUUAGAGACACCAGCAUGAUGCCUAUCACAAGCGAUGAGGAGGACAGUGUGGUGAAAGAGCGUACCAUGGGCGGCAGAACCACCCCUCUGAUGUUUGUUACUGGAAAUCCAUCGAGAGCUCGCUCGCCUAUGCCGGCUGUCAAUACCUGCAUGACUAAUACAAGCAACAUCAUUCAUCGACGCCUGCUGUCACCUACACCUGAAUCAUCGUCCAUUUUGGAUGUCAACAGCAACCAAAGACAACUCAAGAAAUUUGCUUCAGCCUUUGAUUUGAGCACUGCAUCUGAAGAAUCACCACAAAUAGACGCAGAGAGAGAGCCAGAGGAGCGACCACGCACAACAACCCCUACCAUGAAGCGAUCGCACAUGCAUAGAAAGCAACUGCAGCCCAUCAAUGUCGAUUUAGCAAAUGGCAAAGAGACCAACCUGUUCAAAUCCAUGCCCUUUAACAGACUUCCACCACAAACAACACUGCCACCACCACCCGUGUCGCAGAAAUCAGCCAGCUCAGAUGUGCUACCCACUCUGGACCGUAUGCAGCAUCAGCAGCAGAUUAGAAAAAACGCAAGACAGCAGCAUCCACCCUUUGAGAGUGUUGCUGCAACGGCUAUGGAUGAUGCCAGCAACGACGACUUGCAAUCCAUCUAUUCUGAAUCAUCCCUAUCCAGUAGUCAUAAUGCACCCAGCCUGAGCUCAUCUGCCACUCUAUCUACAAACAAAAGCCAGCCUACACUUCAUUCUAGACCUCCCUCGCCGGUAUUCAGCCCAGCUCCUGGACUACCUGCCACCAUUGCACUGAGACCACAUGGCGAAGGAGUGCAAGCAGUAGAAGAAAUGUUCCCUCCUGACUCUGCUUCCAUCAUGUCUCCUGCCAUGAACACAGUUGCUUCAUCCACCCUCUUUUCACCUCGCACAACAUACGCGUUGCAAAGACGUAUUGCAUUAUCCACCAUCUCAUCAUUGACCAAUGACUCGCUACAGCUGGGCCCAUCCAUGCUAUCUCCCAACAAUAUGAGAGGAAGAACAUCAUCUACUGUGGACCCAGACAUACAGUCGCUGAUGCACAGUAGUUUUUGUAGCAGCAGUUUCGGCAGCUUUGACUAUCCACCUCCACCACCCAACAACAGAUAUGCCAACGCGCAACUGCCACCUAUUCCAACCAAUGCUGCCUCUCUUCCUCCUCUUCCUCCCCUUCCCACUACCACCACGAACGCAGACAAUACUACUGUGAAAGCAAAUAGACGCCUGACAAGAUUGUACAUAGACGAUAGUGACGAAGAAGACUAUAUUGAUAGGGGGGACGGCGUGCGCUCUCCAUCACCACCUCCAUUACCACAAAUACCAACCAAUAUCAAAUCUUACACUGCAGCGCAUAGUAAUUAUAGCAAUAUGAGUGAUGACAGUGAAAUCAAGGAUGAAAGUGCGAUAUCAGCACAGGAUGAUUGCGCCCCACCUAGGCUACCUCGAUUAUCAUUUGGUAAUGAUUUUGGCAUAUCGCUUGGAAUUUAA
Molecule: messenger RNA, 2670 nt
Organism: Mucor velutinosus
Lineage: Eukaryota; Fungi; Mucoromycota; Mucoromycetes; Mucorales; Mucoraceae
Exons: 2
Coding region: 1-2670 (889 amino acids)
Source: RefSeq, a predicted model, not a curated record